This is a messenger RNA of Thunnus maccoyii (southern bluefin tuna), 3687 nucleotides long. RefSeq names its product RING finger protein 145. The record is from RefSeq and is a predicted model, not a curated record. Lineage: Eukaryota; Metazoa; Chordata; Actinopteri; Scombriformes; Scombridae. Bases 419 to 3016 code for a protein of 865 amino acids. The transcript has 11 exons. Gene Ontology annotation, molecular function: zinc ion binding; ubiquitin protein ligase activity. Gene Ontology annotation, cellular component: endoplasmic reticulum; endomembrane system.
ACGUGACGUUCACAGGAAAUGGCCACGCAAGCGACUGGAAUCAUAACAUUGCAUUUGAAGUCUUUUUAUUCAUCCUAAUAUCGUUUAAUAUGAACUAUUUAAUCCGCUGUCCCCAUGACGGCUAUUUCUAACCAUUUUUGAGAAGCGGAAGUUACAGAAGAUAUUAAAUAUUUUGCGUUCAGAGCCGUGAGAACAUGCUGCUGGCCGCUGUGAGAGCUAACCUUAACCACCAGCAGCUGCUACUAGCUAGCAAACGGCUGUUCGGCUGUGAUGUCUGUCACUGUGCAAAAUGACAAGAAGACGAGCGAAACAGUAGUGAAGCUGCUAGUGGCGCGUGUCCUGUACAGUGAAACGGUUAGCUAACAGCAUGUGACACUCACACACAAGUGCUCUGCUCACCAAAAAAGUUGGUUUCAAGAUGCCUCGUCUGGAAGAGUUGGCCAACGUCGCCCUCAGGGUGCCGAGCAUACUGGUGCUGGACCUGCUGUAUAAAUGUGACAUUGAAGGUUUAACGGAGCAUCUCAAGGCCAAAAAUGAAGACAUGCUCUUCAAAUACAAAUAUGUCAUCUGGAACAUGUACUACCUUGGUCAUGUGAUAAACGCGGUGGUGUUGGUUCUGCCAUUAAGACAUAUUGUGACGCUCUACCUCCAUAUCCUCGCUGCCCUCCUUCUAUACAUGGGGCAUCAGAUUUCCAAGGAUUAUGUCCGUGAAGAGCUGCAGUACGGUUAUGAAGGGGCAGUGUACCUUGAUUCUCUGGCCUUCAACAGAUUUGUCUCUGCACUGACUAGUCAGAUCAUUCUCAGCACGCUGUGUGCCUUCCUGAUGAAGACCAGAAAGGUGUUUUUGUUCUCUGCUCACAUGCUCCCCCUGCUGGCCCGACUCUGCGCUGCUCCUCACGCCACGCUGCUAACCGUCAACACUUUCUCCAUGGGACUGACCGGAGCGGGGAUCGCUGUGUUCCUCCUCUCGAAUCUCUUUGUGCCAUAUCGACUCGCAAGGGCUGCCUACUCAGAGCUGCUUCAGCUGGAGGUGAUCGAGCUGUACAGACUUCUGGCUGUGGGAAUCUCUCUGUGGAACCAGUUUGCCGUCCCAGUGCUCUUCAGUGUCUUCUGGUUCGUUCUGUUCAUCGUCCAGCUGUGCUCAGACGCCAUGUCUGGCAACGCCUCCGCAGCCCAUCAGGGAAUCAUGUUCUUCCUGCUCACAAGCGUCUCUGAAUGUUGUGCCACACCAUACUCCCUUCUGGGUUUGACCUUCGUGGUGUCCUAUCUGGCGCUCGGACUGCUCAACCUAUGCAAGUUCUACCUGGGAGGUUAUGCAGCUAUUCAGAAUGAGAACGUUAUGCACAGAGGUGUGACUGAGGGCGUCACUCUGCUCCUCCUCGCCCUCCAGACGGGCCUGCUAGAUAUGCAGGCACUGCAGCGCACCUUCCUCCUCAGUAUCAUCCUCUUCAUCGUGGUCACUUCCACUCUGCAGUCAAUGAUUGAGAUAACAGACCCAGUCAUUCUAGCCCUGGGUGCAUCCCGCAACAGGAGUCUCUGGAAACACUUCCGCGGCCUCAGCAUGUGUCUUCUCCUGCUGGUUUUCCCAGUGUUCAUGGCUUAUAAAAUUUCCCAGUUCUUCCACAUGGACUUCUGGCUCCUUAUUCUGGUGUCAAGCUGCAUGCUUACUUCACUUCAGGUUACAGGCACUAUGCUGAUCUACUCCCUCUUCAUGGUCGAGCUGUUUCGCAGCGACCCGAUCGAAAGCCUGGACGAAGUGAUCUACUGGGUGAACGCCGUCAGCAGGGUGCUGGAGUUCGUGGUGGCCCUCUGCGUGGUGGCGUACGGCACCUGGGAGUCGCUGUUCGGAGAGUGGAGCUGGAUGGGAGCCUCUGUCAUUAUCAUCCACUCUUACUUCAACGUUUGGCUCAGAGCUCAGUCUGGCUGGAGAAGCUUCCUGCUCAGACAGGAAGCCGCUAAGAAGAUCAACUCCCUCCCCAGAGCCACAGCUCAGCAGCUGCAGCAACACAACGACGUCUGCUCCAUCUGCUUCCAGGAAAUGAGCUCUGCCGUGAUCACCAACUGUGGGCAUUUCUUCCACGGCAACUGCCUCCGCAAGUGGCUGUACGUGCAGGAGACCUGCCCCAUGUGCCACCAAACGGUCCGACCCACGCCGUCAGGUCCGAGCCAGGCUUCAGGUGACGCUCCAUCAGCUACGCCUCCGAGAGACGCAGGGCCAGAUCCGGCUGCACAAGAAAGAGAGCAGAACCCGGACAACAGCGCGUCCCAACAGACACAGAGCGAUGUGGUUGCUCCUGUUCCCCCCGAGCAGCUGGAGGACAUGGAAAAUUUUGAGGACGGAGAUAGUGGGGCUGCUGAUAAAGACCAGUCAGCUGAUUCUCACAUGAAGGCCGUCCAAGGUCUUCGUUUCAGCUCCAGUGGAGACUUUGUUGGCUUUGUCAGCCCUGUGUCAAGCUGCUCUUCAGUAGGCAUUUCUAGGUCUCAUGUGCUGCCAGGUGAAACUUCUCCUUUUAACAUGUACAACCCAGGUGAGGAGAACGGUGAGGAGAACGGUGAGGAGCAGUGUGAGGAUGCUCAGGUGAGGUUUAGGCUACCACAGCCGGCUCCUGAUGCUGUGAGGGAGGACGCUUUUGAGAGGAGAUCUGACUCUAAUUUGACUCUAUUUGAAGACAACUCUACUUCCUGUUCUUUAGUGCCACAAAACGGCGACGGUAAAUACGACAGUUGUGUUGGGACACAUAAAUCAUGGAACAACUUUGACUCAUUAGAAACAAACAAUUAUGAUGACAAUCCUGAGGCUCUCUUAUCAGAGAGCGACAACCAAAGGUCUGUCGAACUAUGUAAUGAAAACUCAGAACUCUUAGACUCUGUAGAGGGUCCUCGAAGUCAUAAAGGUAACAGCACAUAUUCAGACUUGGACCUGGACUCGCUCAGAGAGGCCAAACCUGUCUCACGGAUCUCUCGGCUGUCUUCGGAUGCCACCUUCUCUUGCACAAGCACAGACCAUACAGACUGACUGCCCUGCAUCAGUGCCUUGACGGGUGUAAAAGGGUGAUCCUCCACAUUUGCCUUCUCUCUGUGAACCAAUAGGAAAACAAAUUGUAUCCUUUACCAGACAGUGUAAUGAAUGUUUAACAAAUAACAUACAUCAGGAUUGAAUUUCGAGACAAAAUUGUAUCGAGUGAAAAUGAUGCACUCAUCGUACGACUGUACAGAAAUUGUAAAGAAAAUUUUAAAAUUAAUAGAAAUUAUGUGUAACUGUAAAGCAAUUAUCUUGCGUUAAUAUUUACCUAAUUCUAGCAGGUUACAUGUAAACAUGUUUACUUGAGAGAAACUAAAUGGAGUUUGAUUAAUUUUCAUUUCAACCCUUCAUUGUCCCGGUAGUUGUCAUGUUUGGCAUCUUUGGAAUGUGGCAAAAGAAAAAGCAUCAACAGUUGUCAUGAAUCAGCCUUUUUUACUGCAAAAGGUUUGUCUACCAGUUUUAAUUUACUGCUGUGAACGUAUACUUUUUUUUUUUUUUUUACUGAAGUCUCUCUCUAUUAAUAAAAUCAUGACAGGUGCACAGUGUGCUGGCAUGGUGUGUCAGAUUUAUGAAGUCUAAACAGAACAUCACAUGUACUGAGAUAAUUAAAGUAUUCUACAUCUACUGUAUAAGUUUCACAGUCAUUAAAAAUAAAAUCAGAAACA